AUGUCAUUCACCGACAAGAUCAAGGCCGCAAUCAAGGGCGACGUUAAGGAGGGCGCCAAGCUCGAGACGGGUAUCAAGCUCAAGGAGAACAACCCCGAAAACGCCGAUGUCUCGCUCGACAAUCUCACGGGCAAGACGAUCAUCGUCGGUGUCCCCGGUGCCUUCACCCCGCCUUGUUCGUCGCAGGUUCCGGGCUACCUUUCGCACGCGGGCGAGUUUGCGCAGAAGGGCGUGCAGGCGAUCUACAUUGUGGCUGUCAACGACCAGUUCACCGUGGCCGCAUGGAAGGAGAAGCUCAACGGCGCCUCGGCGGCCAACGUCCACUUCCUCGCCGACGACACGGGUGCGUUCACCAAGGCGGUGGGACAGAGCUUUGAUGCUACGGGACUGCUGGGUGGACACCGAUCCAAGAGGUACGCGUUUGUCGUCGAGGGCGGUGUGGUCCGCAAGGCUUUCGUCGAGGACAAUGCGCCUGAUGUCACCGUCACUGCCGCUGAGAACGUGCUCAAGGCCAUCUAA
Messenger RNA from Moesziomyces antarcticus, 519 nucleotides. RefSeq names its product thioredoxin peroxidase. Gene Ontology annotation, biological process: cell redox homeostasis; cellular response to oxidative stress; hydrogen peroxide catabolic process. NCBI's taxonomy places the organism in Eukaryota, Fungi, Basidiomycota, Ustilaginomycetes, Ustilaginales, Ustilaginaceae. The record is from RefSeq and is a predicted model, not a curated record. The transcript has 2 exons. Gene Ontology annotation, cellular component: peroxisome; cytosol; cytoplasm. Bases 1 to 519 code for a protein of 172 amino acids. Gene Ontology annotation, molecular function: thioredoxin peroxidase activity.